Messenger RNA from Striga hermonthica, 1131 nucleotides. The record is from the annotation of a GenBank genome assembly. NCBI's taxonomy places the organism in Eukaryota, Viridiplantae, Streptophyta, Magnoliopsida, Lamiales, Orobanchaceae.
AUGAGAUCGUUGAUUCUGCCGGAGCUCAGCUCGGAUUUCAGAUUCUCGGCGAAAUCGUGCGUCCGCCGCACAAUCGGAGAGAUUUUUCCCCAAGUCUCGAGGAGCCACGGCGUUUCCGAGAAGAUUCCGAGGCUCGAGGAUUACGCCGUUAGGCUCCGAGAUGAGAUGAAGAAGAUCGACGCAUUCAAGCGCGAGCUUCCUCUGUGCAUGCUUCUCCUUCGCGAUGCGAUUGUAGCGAUUGAAGAAGAAUUAGCUCUCUGUAAGAAAUCAAAUGCUGAGCCUGUGUUGGAAGAAUUCAUACCACUUAAAAAGAUCUGUAAAGAUGAAGAAGUUGAUAGGGUCGAGAGCCGUCCGGAUAGUGAAAUUAGCUCCAGAGACAAGAUGAAUUGGAUGAGCUCUGUGCAGUUGUGGAACUCCACCAGUCAUCCUUCUCCUCCUGAUACUGAUCUCAACAGUGACAAACUCACCUUAAAGCUCGAUGCCAACAAAAAGAGAACGGAAGAGGAAAUGAAUCGGCCAGUGAUGGAUAAUUUGUUUCAAAAUGGUAAAAUUGGGAAAGUGAUGAUGAAGCCUUUGGUGCCCUUUACGGGGUGUACUAAUUUUCCGGUGAUGUCUAUAGGGAAAGAGGAUAGGCAAGUUCCUGCUCUUUCUUUAUGCACACCCGAAAUGAAAAGCUCAAGUGAAGGAUUGAAUCAUAUUGGUUUCAGUCUGAAAUCGUGUCCCAGCCGAUCAGGAUCCUCUCCAGAUGCUAAUGUCCCAUCGAGUUUAAGGAGUGUACAGCAGCAUCAAUCUGGUAGGAAGCAAAGACGCUGCUGGUCGCCUGAUUUACAUCGCCAGUUCAUCAAUGCCCUGCAGCAGCUUGGAGGCGCUCAAGCCGCUACCCCGAAGCAGAUUAGAGAGCUUAUGCAAGUUGAUGGCCUCACCAAUGAUGAAGUGAAGAGUCAUUUGCAAAAAUACCGUCUUCACAGUCGAAGACUCUUGGCAAACUCCGCUUCUCAAUCUGUUGGUCUGUGGGUGCCUGAAGAACAUUGCAAGCCUUCACAGUCGGGCUCGCCAGAAGGCCCGCUCCAUUUGGAAGGCAAUUCCGGAGGAAAUGAAGAUGAAGACGACGAGAAGUACUGGGGGAGAUAA